GUUAGCUGAGCUCACAAGAUCCCACAAAUCACUUUGUCACCAGCAAGCUGUGACAAGCAGCCGCGGGGAGGCAGAAAGCAGUUAAAAAAGGCACAGGCAGGGAGAUGCAACAGGCAACAAACGUGACAGCCAAUGGAUGGAUAGACGCAGGACAUGGACGUCCAUCUCUACUGCUGAGUCUGCAGGACAGAGAAGUGAUUGAAAAAGAAGAACCCUCUUUUCCAAGCAAAAAAGACAGACAGGCCUGAUUGGACAUGACUUUGUGUUAAAUCGUCCACAGUGGUUUGGUAAGAUGUGUUUAGGAGCACAGGAAGUGUUUUUUGGUUUGUUUGUUUUUUGCUGGGCUGAGUCUGUAAAAACAUGUGAGGAGAAACUGCCUGGUGAGCUGAACAACGCUGAGCCGACACAUGGAGGGGGGUUUGUCUGCUGGUAGACCAUCCACGUAGAGUACACACAAUCAGCAGAGGUUUAGCUAGCUUUAGCUCGCUUUUUUUGUAUGUGCGAGCGUUCUGACAGCUCACACGCUCAUAGCUCCGACGUCUGUCUGCCCGCCCUCCACCUGCUCCUGUGCAGAGAGAGAGACACCCAAAUGUUAGGAGCUAUUCACAGGCGGCACCAGCAGCCCUGAACCUUCUCCACUCUCCACACUGCUUUAAUUGUUCUUCUGAGAGUAAACACCUUGCGUCAGUCGCACCUUUCCACGGGUGAUUCACUUCGUCCGAGGUGGGACGCAGCCAGCAGGGAAGAAGUGAGGCCGGACUCAGCCAAGGCACAUCUCCAGUGGCACCAUGAAGGUGGCGCUCCUGACUGUCGUGGUGGUCUACAUGGUGGCCAGAGGGAGCAGUAUGUCCACAUGUAAAACGUUGGACUUGGAGAUGGUGAAGAAGAAGCGCAUCGAGGCCAUCAGGAGUCAGAUCCUCAGCAAGCUGCGUCUGCCCAAAGAGCCUGAGGAGGAUCAGGCCGGAGAUGAGGAGGAGAUCCCCUCCACCUUGCUGUCGCUUUACAACAGCACCAAGGAGAUGCUGAAGGAGCAGCAAGCUCAGGCCCAGACAGACAUCUCCAUGGAACAAGAGGAGGAGGAGUACUUCGCCAAGGUGCUGCACAAGUUCAACAUGACCAAAAAAAAUGACUUGGACACCACCAAGAAGUCCAAAAGUGUCUCCCUGUCCUUCAACAUCUCUGAGAUUCGGGCAAGUGUGGGCGAUUAUCGCCUGCUGACCUCUGCUGAGCUGCGGAUGCUCAUCAAGCAGCCGGCAAUACCUGAUGAGCAGCGGGUGGAGCUGUACCACGGUGUGGGGGCGGCUGCGCGAUACCUGGCGUCCCGUUUCGUCACCAACCAAUGGAAGGACAAGUGGCUGUCCUUUGAUGUCACAGAGACCGUACAGGACUGGAUGAAAGGCAACAAAGACGAGCAGGGGUUUGAACUUCGGCUCUUCUGCGAGUGCAGCCAGAGGACCACCGAUGCCACAUUUAGCUUUUCCAUCUCGGGGAUCGACAGUGAUCGGAGCGACAUUGGAAUGUUGAAGCAGAUGACACAGCAGCCGCCUUACAUCCUGACCAUGUCCAUCCCACAAAACGCCAGCAGCCACCUCACAUCACGCAAGAGACGUGCCACGGACACCAGGGACACCUGCACGGCCCAGACUGAGACCUGCUGUGUGAGGAGCCUGUACAUCGACUUCAGGAAAGAUUUGGGCUGGAAGUGGAUCCACCGGCCGACUGGCUACCAUGCCAACUACUGCAUGGGCUCCUGCACCUACAUCUGGAAUGCUGAAAACAAAUACUCUCAGAUUCUGGCCUUGUACAAGCACCACAACCCUGGAGCUUCAGCCCAGCCGUGCUGCGUCCCUCAGGCACUGGAACCACUUCCGAUUCUUUACUACGUCGGCAGGCAACACAAAGUGGAGCAGCUGUCCAACAUGAUCGUCAAGUCCUGUAAGUGCAGCUAAAGCUAAAAGCUACAUGGACAAGACAUGGACAAGACAUGGAAGACUCCUGCUUUGGAAACACUGGUGGUGAAAGUUUAAGAGUUGACAUGGAGAACUUACUAUUCCUCCUGGAAGUCACCUCGCCAUGCUGGACUGACACCAUGAACUUCUAUUGAUGUCAGUGAUCAUACUGUGUAUAUAUUUGUUUACAUUACAGUAGUGAUUAAUUUAUUUGUUGGACGGACAGACGUGUACACGUGUCACAUCAGGACCAAAGUGACAUCCAUGGACAGACGAAAUAACAAUGUUGGACAGUGUUGUGCUCCUGGAGGUCAUUUCGCUGAACGGCAUGGAAAACAGCUGUUGUUGGGGUUUUUCCCAGAGGACAUUGCCGCAGGUGUGUUUGCAGACGUGCACCAUAAAGGACGUCAGGUGAGCGCGGGGACUGUCACACAGUGGAAACACCCUCUGACAGGGGCAGGUUUUACUUUUUUCAACCCAUGUAAAGUCUUUUUAUUGUUUAUCAUGAUUGAAUGUCAUCUUAUCCAAAUGAAGCUUUCCACCCUGUUUUUUUUUUCCACCCCCCCACCACCCCCACCCCCCCACCCCACCCCACCCCCCAUUUAGACCACCAUAGUCAGUUUUAUUGCCUCAUGUUUCAGGUUUGUACUUUUAUCUGACACAUGAGACCUUUUUGCACAUUUCACUCUUUGCAGAGUCAUGUGUUUUUAAGGAAAACAGAGUGAGAUUGUUUAACACGUCUUACAUGUUUGAACGUUGUAAAUAAAAUUAAAAAACGUAAAUAAACGCCGAUGCUACAUGAUCACAUCAGUGGU
Messenger RNA from Dunckerocampus dactyliophorus (ringed pipefish), 2764 nucleotides. It is a transcript of the gene tgfb1a, whose product is annotated as transforming growth factor, beta 1a. The record is from RefSeq and is a predicted model, not a curated record. The coding region runs from base 789 to 1949 and encodes 386 amino acids. Gene Ontology annotation, biological process: regulation of cell population proliferation; transforming growth factor beta receptor signaling pathway; SMAD protein signal transduction. Gene Ontology annotation, cellular component: extracellular region. Gene Ontology annotation, molecular function: growth factor activity; cytokine activity; type II transforming growth factor beta receptor binding. NCBI's taxonomy places the organism in Eukaryota, Metazoa, Chordata, Actinopteri, Syngnathiformes, Syngnathidae. The transcript is spliced from 7 exons.